AUGUCAGAUCCAGUCGUGACGUUGCCGUCUCCGAGAUCCGCCGGAGACCUAUUCUGGGAUGACUCUCGUCCUCCUCCUCUAUGGUUCAACCCUUCCCUCUUCCUCUCCCCAGUCUUCGACUCCGAUUCCUUCAUCUCAGACCACCGUACGUUCGUUCCCUUCGACACUCUCCGAUCCGAGCUCCGAUCACACCUUACGUCUCUCAACAGUGAUCUCCUUGACCACAUCAACCGAGACUACUCCGAUUUCGUGAAUUUGAGCUCUAAGCUCGUUGAUGUCGACGCAACUGCCCUCCGCAUGCGCGCUCCGUUACUCGAGCUCCGUGAGGAGAUUAAUGCGUUUCGUGGAUCUGUGGAGGACGCACGUGUCGCGCGUGCGAGUGGAUUAGACCGACGUUGCGAGGCUGAGGCUGCGAGGGAGGUUUUGGAAUCGUCGCUCGAGGCUUUUCGUGUGGUGUCUAAGGUUGAGAAGCUUAUACAAGAGCAGCAAGACGGAGCAUCCACGAGAGAAUCACAGAGUAUGCUCUUGGAAAGAAUUGCUAGUGAAUUGAAUCGGCUCAAGUUCCAUAUGGUUCAUGCACAGAACUUGCUUUUCAUUGAGAAUUUGGAGAAGAGGAUUCAGAGCGCUACUGUGUUAUUCGAUGCUAGCUUGCGUCAUUGCUUCAUUGACGGUUUAAAUAACAGCGACGCAAGCGUCCUUUACAACUGCUUACGUGCAUACGCUGCCACUGAUAACGUUAAGAGUGCAGAAGAGGUUUUUCGUACAACGAUUGUGGCUCCAUUUAUACAUAAGGUUAUAGCACAUGAAGCAUAUGAUGGAACAUUGGGAGAUGAACUUGAAAACGAUUACAAACAGAUCAAGCAUUUCAUUGCCAAGGACUGUAAGAUGCUGCUGGAAUUGUCUUCCACUGGAAAAUCGGGUUUGCAUGUCUUCAACUUCUUGGCAAACUCAAUCCUGAAAGAAGUUCUUUCGGCAAUCCAGAAAGUAAAACCAAGAGUGUUUUCUCCUGGAAGGCCUACGGAGUUCUUGAAGAAUUACAAGGCAAGCUUGGAUUUCCUGGCAUACCUUGAAGGUUUUUGUCCUUCAAGGUCUGCUGUAACUAAGUUUCGAGCUGAAGCGAUAUGUAUCGAAUUCAUGAAGCAAUGGAAUGUGGGAGUGUACUUUUCAUUGAGGUUUCAGGAGAUAGCUGGAGGCUUGGAUUCUGCUCUUACUUCUGCUUCUCUGAUUUUAGUUCAGGAUUUUGACUCAGAUAAACGGAGUUCACCCACCUUAGUGCUUAGACAGAGCGUUACUCUUUAUGAGAGCUUGCGAUCAUGCUGGAAAGAAGAUGUUCUUGUUUUCUCUGCUGCUGAUAAAUUUCUUCGUUUGGCCUUGCAGCUUCUUUCGAGAUACUGCAAUUGGGUGUCAUCUGCUGUGAAUGCUAGAAAGGGUAAUGCCAGCGUGAGUCCUGGAUGUGAAUGGGCAGUUUCAGCCACUGCAGAAGAUUUUGUAUGCGUUAUUCAUGAUGUAAAUUUUCUAGUCUCAGAAGUUCGUGGCGAUUACGUUGGACAUAUAUCACACUAUUUAUCUUCAUGCUCCUCUGAAGUUCUGGAUGUGGUGAGGAAGAGCAUGUUGCAGGGUGUAGAAUCAUUGGAGAACUUUCUACCUUUGCUUAAGAAGACCAUUAUUGAAAUCAUUGUUGAUAAAUCUGUUGAGGAACUAAGUCAGCUAAAGGGAAUAGCCGCAACAUGUAUGAUGUCUAAUAAACCACUGCCUGUUAGGCACUCACCAUACGUGGUUGGACUAUUGCGCCCUCUUAAGGCCUUUUUGGAGGGAGACAAGGCUAAACACUUCUUGACCCACGAAAUAAGGGAGGAGUUAUUGUUUGACACUCUCACUGAACUUACCAGGCGGUAUUAUGAACUAGUUGCUGAACGUUUAAGCGAAGCGAGAAAAACAGAGACAUUUCUUCAGAAAUCACGAGAAAAUGCACAGAAACGAGCAGGUGUAACAACAGGUGUAGCUGACCAAAAUGUAUCUGGAACAGAGAAGAUGUGUAUGCAGUUGUUCCUUGAUCUUCAGGAGUAUGGCCGAAACAUUUCUGCGUUGGGGCUGAAUCCGGAAGAUAUCGAGCCUUAUUGUUCCCUCUGGAAAUGCGUUGCACCUACGGAUAGGCUAAACACAAUUAGCGUUUAGGGACUGGCGCUGCUUUUUCAUACAACAUUAUGAUAUCGUAUAAAAAGAUAUAUAGCAUCUUUUCUUCGCUUGGGUUUGUUUAUCUAGAAGAGGAAGAGAUUUUUGUUAAAGAGACGGGUGUUUUCCAAAGUUGCAUGACGAUAGAUAUAUAUAAGUCAGUGCCUGCUUUGGCCAUUCGGUCUUUUGUAUAAUUAUUUCGUCGUUGGAACAGCAAUGAUAGUGAAGACCUGUUUUUUUGUGUUUUUGGGCCAUGUUUAUGCGUGGCAAGGUAGAUGUAAGACUUAAUAUUUGGUUUCUAGGAAUUGCUUGUGAAGGAAGACGGCAAUAUCCAGUUAUUAGUGUUUAGACUUCAGACAAUACUAAUUAACGGAUUUCGAUAGACAGAUUGAUUACCAAUGUUAU
Molecule: messenger RNA, 2577 nt
Organism: Eruca vesicaria subsp. sativa (arugula)
Lineage: Eukaryota; Viridiplantae; Streptophyta; Magnoliopsida; Brassicales; Brassicaceae
Source: the annotation of a GenBank genome assembly